AUGUCCAAGAUUGGUGAAGUUAUCCAAGAACCUAAGGAAGGCCCUGCUAAAUUUUAUGACAGACUAUGUGAAGCAUACAAAACUUAUUCCCCAUUUGAUCCUGAUGGCCCAGAAAAUCAGCAGAUGGAACAGACUGAUUCUUUGGCCAUGGCUGUCUUACAAAACUGUCAGGCCUCAGACCCCCUGAGAGCCCAACAAGGGGUCACCUGCCUUUUUGUGAAACAGGAAUGUUGUUAUGCUAAUAAGUCAGAAAUUAAAUAUCUUUUUGGUUGUGAACUAAAGACCAACAAAGAUUAUCACUUUAAGGUGGAUAAUGAUGAAAAUGAUCACCAGGACCAGUUGUCAUUAAGAACAGUCAAUUUAGAGGAUGAUGCAAAGGAUGAAUUGCACAUUGUGGAAACAUAGGCUAUGAAUUAUGAAGACAACCCAAUUAAAUUAAUGCUGGUAACUUUGAAAAUGACUGUACAACCAACAGUUUCCCUUGAGGGCUUUGAAAUUACACCACCUGUCUUAAGGCUGAAGUGUUGUUCAGGGCCUGUGCCUAUUAAUGGACAGCACUUAGUAGUUGUGGAGGAAGAUGCAGAACCAGAGGAGGAGGAGGAGGAAGAUGGAAAACUCUUGAGCAUAUGUGGAAAGAGAUGUGCUCCUGGAAAUGGUACCAAGGUUACAGAGAAAAUAGUAAAAUUAGCUGGUGCUGAUGAUGAUAAUGAUAAUGAUGAUGAUCAUGAUGACAAUGAUGAUGAUUUUGAUGAUGAGGAAAAUGAGGAGAAAGUUCCAGUGGAAAAAGGCCAAGCAAUCUUCACAAAACAGGAAAAGACUCCUAAAAUACCCAAAAGACCUAGAUUUAUAGAAGAUAUUAAAGCAAAAAAUGCAAGCAACCCAAAAGAAGUGACAGAAUAUGCACCUAUCACCUGCCUCAGGAGGCUGGAGCCAAGUUGUGGGAGACCAGACAGGAAGAUUGAGACCUUGGCCUCUUCUCAAAGACGCAGAUGUACUAGCCCAAGCUCUACAACUGGGGCCCAGCAGGCCCAGAGCAAAGCCCAGGGCACCAUCACAACCCUUCUCUAUGACCAGAGUGCCACAUCAGGAGCCAGCAACACAAAGCUCCAGGCCAUGCUUGCCUGGGCACAGGCUGGUAGACAAUAUGUUCAGACAAGCAGCAGGGAAGCCCAGGCUGACGGAUUCCAUAUCUGUGCCACACUAGGCAGGCUAAUCCACCUGCAGAGGCACCAUCAGCAGAGCACUGCACCACAUGCCCAUCUUCCAGCGGCACGACGACACCAGGUCCUGCACUUUCUAGUGCCCCUGUUUGUUUCUAGUGCCCCUGUCCUGCCCACAGUGGCAGGACAGUGGUUCAGCCGCAUUAGGUCACCUAGGAAAGGAAAUGCAUACAAGUUCCCAAGCAGACACAGCAGGGAUUGA
Molecule: messenger RNA, 1422 nt
Organism: Chinchilla lanigera (long-tailed chinchilla)
Lineage: Eukaryota; Metazoa; Chordata; Mammalia; Rodentia; Chinchillidae
Exons: 7
Biological process (GO): ribosomal small subunit export from nucleus; ribosomal large subunit export from nucleus; chromatin remodeling
Cellular component (GO): ribonucleoprotein complex; nucleolus; cytoplasm
Molecular function (GO): histone binding; RNA binding; chromatin binding
Source: RefSeq, a predicted model, not a curated record